Ricinus communis (castor bean) is the source of this 684-nucleotide messenger RNA. RefSeq names its product 30S ribosomal protein S31, chloroplastic. The record is from RefSeq and is a predicted model, not a curated record. The coding region runs from base 16 to 507 and encodes 163 amino acids. Gene Ontology annotation, biological process: plastid translation. The transcript is spliced from 3 exons. Lineage: Eukaryota; Viridiplantae; Streptophyta; Magnoliopsida; Malpighiales; Euphorbiaceae. Gene Ontology annotation, cellular component: ribosome; plastid.
AGAAAAUAUUGCGAAAUGGGUUUGUUCCUUUCUGGCCCAUGCUCAAAGAAUUGCAUUCGUUGUGGCCUUUACACCCAAAUAAACGGUCUCAAUUCUCAAAACAAAAGGACCUUAUCUUCUAAACCCGAAACAGCAGCAGCAAGCAGUAGCUCUAACAUGGCGUCGUUGAUGAUGGCGACGGCUCUACCAAUGACACCUCACCGCUUAUCUUCUUCCCAAUCAGAAGCUCUGGGCGUUGGCAUUUCUUUCUCCUAUUCGAUACCUUCCCUUUCUGUCUCCACCACCACCGCUUCCACUUCACCAAUCCCAUUUGUGUAUUGCGGUAGAGGCGACAAGAAGACUGCUAAAGGGAAGCGAUUUAAUCACUCUUUUGGCAACGCAAGGCCGCGAAACAAAAAUAAAGGCAGAGGCCCGCCAAGGAUUCCAGUCCCAUCUUCUCCACCUACAAAUGAUAUCUUUGAAGAUGGUGAAGUUGUCAAGAUUGACAUUGAUGAGUCCCUAAGUUAAAGUUUUCUUUAUUUGUAAUUUCUAGAAAGCUUGAAUUUGGAUUGUGUAUUUGUUGCCCUUUUUCCAAUUGCAGUCUCUUAUUUGUUUCUGUUGUUUCUGGGAAUUGAAUUGGCUUCUUCUGGAGAUGGUAAUGUAUGCAGCAACUUAUAUCUUGAAAAGGGUAACUUGAUUGCUUGA